Triticum turgidum subsp. durum (durum wheat) is the source of this 450-nucleotide messenger RNA. The record is from the annotation of a GenBank genome assembly. NCBI's taxonomy places the organism in Eukaryota, Viridiplantae, Streptophyta, Magnoliopsida, Poales, Poaceae.
AUGGCAAUGAGGCCGCUCGUCGUCCUGGCUCUGGCCGUGGCGCUGGCCGGGGUGGCGCUGCGAGGGGGCGCCGCGGAGGGGGCCGGCGAGUGCGGGAGGUCCUCCCCCGACCGGAUGGCCCUGCGCAUGGCCCCGUGCAUCUCGGCGGCGGACGAGCCGGACUCGGCGCCCUCCAGCAGCUGCUGCUCGGCGGUGCACACCCUAGGGAAGAGCCCCAGCUGCCUGUGCGCCGUCAUGCUGUCCGGCACCGCCAAGAUGGCCGGGAUCAAGCCCGAGGUGGCCAUCACCAUCCCCAAGCGCUGCAACAUGGCCGACCGCCCCGUCGGCUACAAGUGCGGAGCAAUGCUGAGUCCGGUUUCGUUGUUUCGACAGAUUACACGCUGCCUUGAUGGCCCAGCUCUGGUGCUGAUGAAGAUGAAUGCUGUGGAAGAUAUGGUCGUGUGGGAAUAA